AUGAGUCCCUCUCCAGCAGGGCAUCUCUCCCCGGCAAUUGUAUCUACCUCUCUCGGAGAUCCCACUAUUUAUAGCAUAAGAGAAAAACUCGAAAAGGCUGCCGUUGAUUACCCCUCCGAAAAGGAUUUAUUCGCUGCAGCAGAGCGCAUCGCGGACCUAUGCCAACGCCUCGGCCUCAAUAUCGUAGCCUUUGGGCCAUUUCAACGCUACGAAGGAUUACGGGAUCGAGCGCGGCACGAUGCCAUGAGAAAUAUACUCAAAACCCAGUUCUUGAUUGCGACGAAGCUUGGCACCAAUACGAUUAUAGUCACAGCUAAUCAUCUCCCACAAAACGAGCUGUCUGAAGGAUUUAUCCUCGAAGACCUCAAACUGAUUUCUCAAUGGGGAUUGGAUCUAGGUAUCAACAUUGCGUACUCUUUUACGUGCUACAGCACCAUUAUCAACAAAUGGUGGAAAGCAUGGGAAGUUGUGAAGUUGAUCAACAGCCCCAACUUCGGUCUCUGUCUGAGUACCUUCCAUAUAGCUGGUGGUUUGGGUGAUGAUACGUCAGCCUUGUCUUACAAGGGAUCGGAAGAGAGCAUUAGGCGCACGAAUAGUCUCGUUCGUAUGAUGGAAGUAGUGCCGCCAAGCAGGAUAUUCCAUCUCCAAGUUUCCAGUGCCGUUCCCUUCAUCAAUUCGAUAAGCGUGGAUCAUCCUUGGUAUGUGCUACCGGCGUGUUUCUCGCACUUCUUUCUUAACCUACAUCGCUAA
Molecule: messenger RNA, 750 nt
Organism: Daldinia loculata
Lineage: Eukaryota; Fungi; Ascomycota; Sordariomycetes; Xylariales; Hypoxylaceae
Product: xylose isomerase-like protein
Exons: 2
Coding region: 1-750 (249 amino acids)
Source: RefSeq, a predicted model, not a curated record